Molecule: messenger RNA, 1025 nt
Organism: Plasmodium cynomolgi strain B
Lineage: Eukaryota; Apicomplexa; Aconoidasida; Haemosporida; Plasmodiidae
Product: RNA methyltransferase
Exons: 1
Biological process (GO): rRNA base methylation
Molecular function (GO): rRNA (uridine-N3-)-methyltransferase activity
Source: RefSeq, a predicted model, not a curated record
GUGUGAAAAAAAUUGUCAUCGUUUUUUCCGACUUUGCAAAUAAAUCGUAUGAAUCAAGUAGAGUCUUAAAAAAUGAGGAAAUAAAAAAUGCCCUUCAACUUGGAUUGGAACAAGCCAUGUGUACCCAGUUCCCAGAAGUCUUUAUUCACUACUCAUUUAGUUCGUUUGUUAUGAAUAUGGAUAGAUAUAGUGACGAGAAAACGAUCAAGCUGUGUGCACAUACUGAGGUUAGAACAAGCGCGAGUUACGUAGAACGAGAAAUUUUGUGUAGAGAGCGAGGGAAGAUACUCCUUAUGGUAGGUUGUGAGAGGGGAUUUUCAGAACUUGAAAUUUAUUUGAUUAGAAAAUUGGAGUUUCGCUUUUUUAAUUUGACGGAGCGGAUAUUGAAGUGCGAAACGGCUUUGCUGGUGAUCAUCGGGCAGUUGUUAUUACUCACGGAGAACGAGGCGCUGCGGCCCAGCGGGCGAAAAAUGCUACGCGAGGGGGGCGAGGGGGGCGAAGUGGGAGAGGUGAGCCAUGUUAGCGGCUUGAGUAAUGUUAGCGGCGUGAGUAAUGCUAGCGGCGUGGGCCGCCAUAACGGCUGCGCCAGUUCAGAGCAGGGCCCGCACGGCCCCCCAACUGAAAACGGUCCCCUCGGCGAAAUUAAAAAAUUGCUAGCGACGGAGCCGUCUUUUCCCCACCAGUUGGUAAAGGCCGUAAACGAUUUUAUUAACAGCACAGCUAACCAUAGUGACGCGCUCGAAAGUAACCCCUGUGAUGAGCAAAAAAAUGGCAACAUAACCGGAGGGACGAGCGACAUUGAUACCCUCCUUCGAAGCAUACACACGCUAAGUUCAAACAAGGACAAAGAGGAAAAUUUUGAAAAUAUCUAUCUAAGUCUGCUACUGAAAAAAAUUAAGUACAAAAAUAAAUUUAUUCAGUCCUACACCGAUCAGCAAAAUAAUGUGGACGACGACGGAGUAUUUAUAUACAGAACGCAACCGUAUGUGUCCAAAAAAAAAAAGGCCCGUCCUGACGAGCUGUAG